Molecule: messenger RNA, 1542 nt
Organism: Fibroporia radiculosa
Lineage: Eukaryota; Fungi; Basidiomycota; Agaricomycetes; Polyporales; Fibroporiaceae
Exons: 7
Coding region: 1-1542 (513 amino acids)
Source: RefSeq, a predicted model, not a curated record
AUGUCUGCUACCACAACGCCGCGAGUCCGGCGGGUGGGGCCUUCCUCAAUCAGCGGGCCGUUCUAUUUUGUCUCCGGUCAGUUUGCUGGCCGCACUCUCCGUGCAGAACUAGAGGAACUGCAGAAGGCGGAUCUCGGUCGCAAAUAUGCUCGAAAGGACAGGCGACCUCUUGAUCCACCACCCGUCGUGCAGAUGCGCUUGUUUGAGAUUCUAAAUGCCGGCACUCCGAGGGAAACGGAAACGGAAUUUGACAAUUUUGAGCAAGUGGACCACAGCAUCCUCUGUCACGCCGAUCUCUUCCCGGUCCCUGGACACAGCUGCGGAGACGAAGGAGGAGGCGAAAGAGAAGGAGAAGGAGUACAAGUACAGGCAAGUAUUGGCGAAGAUGAGGGCGAGUCUUCGACUGCGGUGUCGGCUUUGACUCACUCAGCGUCGAGAUCUCGCCCUAAUGCACCAGUCGACCCUUCCUCACAGUCGCCCACUCUCCCAUCCCCACCCCACUUCCCACUCUCUGUAGCGAGUUAUGCCAGCACUCCUUCUGCGCCAGUGGCGUCCCACGGCAACUCAUUGUGGACUUAUGGAACUUUUAACACGCUCCCGUCAUUCCCUUCAGGGUUACGAUAUUCGAAUUCUGCCACAGCAAAUGGCUAUGUAUCACCAAGCCUCCACGCGGGGAACAUCCCGGUACGGGCAUUUACAUCAUCAUUGAGUCAAGCGCUCUCAAUUCCAGCACAAGCUCUGCCUGUGUCAACAGCACCUCUUACUUCCUCCAUUCCCACUUCUCUAUCUCCAACGUCUUAUCAUUUCGCGCCGAUACCACAUCCUAUGUCAACAAUGCCCCGGACUCACCCUAUACCCAAUUCUGCGUCGAUGUCGGCUAGCUCUCAUUCAACACGAGAAUAUACCCCCCCGCUCCCAUUACGGACUCCUGGAGCACCAUCAAGUAGUCUUGAUCCUUCACUCAAAUCGAGUUCACCUGAUUUGCAUGGAGAGCCAGCUUCUCCCGCCGACAUAAUCAAUUCGGAUGUUGUUGCCUAUGUAGGAAAUUAUCCCAUUCGGGAAUCUUCCAAGUGCACACAAGCGCUUGCGGGUGCGACGUUCGUUCAUCAGUGUUUUGUCAUUUAUAUGCUGUACUAUAUUGGCAUCUCUCAUUCUGACCUCGCGGUGAAGGCUGAGGGAACGUUCCUUCUGCGCUAUCGUGUGUUCAGUAUAUUCGGCAAAGCUCGUGGAAACUCAGACAUUCCCAUCCUCGCUGAAUGCUACGGUGGACCAUUCAGGAUUUACUCAACGAAAGAGUUUCCUGGACUCCGCGCCUCGACCGAUCUCACCAAACAUAUCUCGUUAUUUGGAGUACGACUUAACCUCCGCGAAACUGAGCGCAAGAGGCGAAAGAAAUGCGAGAUUGAGGCAGAAAAGGCGUUAGCUGUGGCAAAUGCCUCUUCAACUCAUUCAGGAUCUCCAGCGACCUCGGCUUCUUCGGGAUCUGGUCGUGAUUCGUCCCGUACAAGGCGCGCUGAUGCCAGGCGUAAACGACGCCUUUAA